Molecule: messenger RNA, 4332 nt
Organism: Cynocephalus volans (Philippine flying lemur)
Lineage: Eukaryota; Metazoa; Chordata; Mammalia; Dermoptera; Cynocephalidae
Gene: LDB3
Product: LIM domain binding 3
Exons: 15
Coding region: 166-2157 (663 amino acids)
Biological process (GO): muscle structure development; heart development; actin cytoskeleton organization
Cellular component (GO): adherens junction; Z disc; filamentous actin
Molecular function (GO): actin binding; muscle alpha-actinin binding
Source: RefSeq, a predicted model, not a curated record
GGCGGGCGCAGUGUAGGGUUACAGUCCAUUUAUGGGCGCGGCCGAGGGCAGAUAUCGGUGUCGAUGGCAUUCGCUCCCAGCUAUUCUUAGGAGCCUGUCAGGAGCUCCACACAGCCUGGCCGGGCAGCAGGGGACAGAGCAGACGCGGCCGCUGUCAGCACCAGCAUGUCUUACAGCGUGACCCUGACCGGGCCCGGGCCCUGGGGCUUCCGUCUGCAGGGCGGCAAGGACUUCAACAUGCCCCUCACUAUCUCCCGGAUCACACCGGGCAGCAAGGCAGCCCAGUCCCAGCUGAGCCAGGGUGACCUUGUGGUGGCUAUUGACGGCGUCAACACAGACACCAUGACCCACCUGGAGGCCCAGAACAAGAUCAAGUCUGCCAGCUACAACCUGAGUCUCACCCUGCAGAAGUCGAAGCGUCCCAUUCCCAUCUCCACGUCAGCACCCCCUGUCCAGUCCCCUCUGCCAGUGAUCCCCCACCAGAAGGUGGUAACCAACUCUCCAGCCAAUACCGACUACCAGGAACGCUUCAACCCCAGCGUGCUGAAAGACUCGGCCCUGUCCACCCACAAGCCCAUUGAGGUGAAGGGGCUGGGCGGCAAGGCCACCAUCAUCCAUGCGCAGUACAACACGCCCAUCAGCAUGUACUCCCAGGACGCCAUCAUGGACGCCAUCGCCGGGCAGGCCCAGGCACAGGGCAGUGACUUCAGCGGGAGCCUGCCAAUUAAAGACCUUGCUGUGGACAGUGCCUCUCCCGUGUACCAGGCUGUGGUUAAGAACCAGAACAAGCCAGAAGACGAGGCUGAGGAGUGGACCCGCCGUUCCUCCAACCUGCAGUCCCGCUCCUUCCGCAUCCUGGCCCAGAUGACAGGGACGGAAUACAUGCAAGACCCUGAUGAAGAAGCUCUGCGAAGGUCAAGCACCCCUAUUGAGCAUGCUCCAGUGUGCACCAGCCAGGCCACCACCCCGCUGCUGCCUGCUUCUGCCCAGCCGCCCGCUGCUGCCUCUCCCAGCAUGGCCACUGCCCAUGCUGCCACCGCCUCUGCCACAGCCCCUGCUUCCAGCCCUGCGGACAGUCCCAGGCCCCAGGCCUCUGCCCACAGCUCUGCAGCGACCACCUCUCCAGCACCCACCGCCCAUACCAGCUACAGCGAAGGCCCAUCUGUCCCUUCAUCCAAGCCCCGGGUUGUCACCACUGCCAGCAUCCGGCCUUCUGUCUACCAGCCAGUGCCUGCAUCUACCUACAGCCCUUCCCCAGGAGCCAAUUACAGUUCAACUCCCUACACCCCCUCACCAGCUCCUGCCUACACCCCCUCUCCUGCCCCCACCUACUCUCUCUCCCCAGCACCAGCCUAUGCCCCCUCACCUGCCCCAAACUAUAACCCUGCACCCUCAGCGUCCUAUAGUGGGGGCCCUGCUGAGCCUGCCAGCCGUCCCCCCUGGGUAACAGAUGACAGCUUCUCCCAGAAGUUUGCCCCUGACAAGAGCACCACCUCCAUCAGCAAGCAGACCCUGCACCGAGGAGCCCCGGCCUACACUCCGACAGGUCCCCAGGUGUCCCCACUUGCCAGGGGCACCGUCCAGAGGGCUGAGCGCUUCCCAGCCAGCAGCCGGACUCCACUCUGCGGCCACUGCAACAGUGUCAUCCGGGGCCCUUUUCUAGUAGCCAUGGGCCGCUCCUGGCACCCAGAGGAGUUCAACUGUGCCUACUGCAAGACCUCCCUGGCAGACAUGUGCUUUGUGGAGGAGCAGAACAAUGUUUACUGCGAGCGGUGUUACGAGCAGUUCUUUGCCCCGCUCUGUGCCAAGUGCAACACCAAAAUCAUGGGGGAAGUGAUGCAUGCCCUGAGACAGACAUGGCACACUACCUGCUUCGUCUGUGCAGCUUGCAAGAAGCCCUUUGGGAACAGCCUCUUCCACAUGGAGGACGGGGAGCCCUACUGCGAAAAAGACUACGUCAACCUGUUCAGCACCAAGUGUCAUGGCUGCGAUUUCCCUGUGGAGGCUGGUGACAAGUUUAUUGAAGCCCUGGGACAUACCUGGCAUGACACCUGCUUCAUUUGCGCAGUCUGCCAUGUGAAUCUGGAGGGGCAGCCGUUCUACUCCAAGAAGGACAAGCCCCUGUGCAAGAAGCACGCACACGCCAUCAACGUGUAGGGAGCCAGGGUGUCCGUGCAGAAGACGCCCAAGGCUGCUCCUGCUGCUGGCAACAAAGGAUUCAAUGAGGCUGAUGUUUCUUUUAGGGGGAAAGGGAGAAGAGAGGAAGCGAUUGAGGCCUUUUGAGGUAUAAUUUUAGUCCUUUCUUCUGUACACAGAUUGUGUAUUUGCGUAGUUCAGACUAGAAGCCAAAUGAAGAUUCUAACCCAGCUAGUAAUUAAUCCAAGACUGAAAUUGUACUUCAGACAUUUAAGACAGAAUUCCGAGAACUCAAAAGUGAAAAAGAAAAAGCAACUUUCCCAAAGUGAUACACUUCCCUGUGGUCACCAGAAUAAGGACAGAGCUCAGAGCAGUUAUGGAGAAUCCAGAGUGUUCUGCAAAGCUCUUUAGAGUUCCUCUGGCAAACAAAGUGGAGUGCCAAACAGUACUGGCUGCAGGGUAUUUUUAGAGCCAUAGCCAAGAGCUUGUUAGCUGAGACCCAUUGGGCUUUCCUCACCAAAAAAGGAAGUGUUAUUCCAUUACUAGCGUCAUGGAGCUACCUCUGCACAUCAGACUUUGGACUGCAAGCAAACUUGACAUGUUCUGAAGGGAGCCCAGACGUCCAGAGAUGUCUUCUGGGAGCCACUGGGCAAUUGACAGGGCUCCGGGAAGGGUGCGGGCUCACACUGCAGACAGCUGAGUAAAGAUGGGCGCUUCAGCUACCCUCUUUCUGUUUAAACCAUCCAGUGUCUCCAGGAGGCUUAGCUCCUUUUUGAGUUGUGAUGGGAAAGUGGAAUUGGGUGUUUCAGCUUGCUUUGCAGUGUGUGAGAGGAAAUUUUUAAAAAGACUCUGGGUUGUGUUCGGCCUUUGUUUUGCUUUACGAGGUUCAUUAGCAUGAGCAUCCAGUCCUGUGCAUGUAUUUCAUCCCCACCUGUGACUGUGACUGCUCACUUAUGAAGUCUUCCCCACCUCCCGCCAUGCUCUGCCAAACAGGCCUGGUGGCCUGUGGAAAAGAAGAGAGAGACCGUGUCGGAAAAGGAUGGCGGAAUAGGCUAACAUGCCCAGUCUCUGGGUGGGGAAGAGAAACCUUACUUUCUGCCAACCUCAGUAAGAUCUUGUAAGCUGGCAGGACCUCCUACCUUCAGAUCUGCACCAUCUUUCUGUGUGCUCCUUUAAAGACAGCACCAGUUAUGCACAAUCAUGUUGACUGCUGGAAGGAAAAGAUGGAGUAUGUGUACGCAUUUGCCAUUUUGGCCAAUAUUUUGAAAAUGUAUGAGCUGAGUUGAUCUAGCCUUUAACUGUUUAUUGAAAUAGAAUUGGGCUUUCAAACUUCUUUAACAAUAUUAGUGGUAGUUUGAGUUAGAUAAGCAUCUUAAAGCUGUUUGGUGAUAAAGAGAGAAGCUUAGUUUCUGAGGUUGGAAAUUAUUUAGUCUCUUUCCUUUUCGGAAGCACUGUUAUUAUGUUCAUUGAAAACGGCAUUGAAGCAGGCAGUUUGUGUGGAUGUUUAGGCACUUGAGUGCAAUAUUUAGGCAGUCUUUCAGUGCUCGCUUCGGCAGCACAUAUACUAGGCAGUCUUUCAACUCACUGCCACUCUCUCCUACUCCUGUUUUGGAUUUUCUCUUUGCAAGCUUGAAAUAUUUUAUAGGAAUGCAUUAGAACUCUUUUUCUUCUGAGAACUGAGGUUUCCAGGGAACCAGUAUUCUACCUAAGGGUGUCUCUUCUUCCUGACAUAGAAGGAAGCAGCUAGCGGUGUCCCUAGCAGGAAGCCCAUAUUUUUUCCAAGUGUGAAUCCACCAGCCUCCCCAGGGAGCACCAAGGAGGAAUAUAAACAGUGCGCCUACCACAGGGCUUUUCUUUACCUUCAGUGCGGCGAGAAAGUGAUUACAAAGCACCAGGCAGAGUAAAUCUUCUGGGACUGCCUCGAGAUUUGUCAGGAGUUGCAAACAAGUACCUUAGAGCAUUCUGUUAUUUUUGGAAAGUUCAAAUAUACAGGGACAAGGAGUUUGCUGACUGUUCAGAAAGGCUCUAGGCAGGUUUUCUCCAAAAACAAUCUAUUAAAUAUCAGGGAUUGGUCUCGAGGAAAGAAAGAAAAGUUUUCUAGAGUUAAAUUUCCAAGAUCUCUUUUUAAAGGUUUUACACACACACACACACACACACACACACACACACACACACACACACACACACACACACACA